This is a messenger RNA of Paramecium sonneborni, 897 nucleotides long. The record is from the annotation of a GenBank genome assembly. NCBI's taxonomy places the organism in Eukaryota, Ciliophora, Oligohymenophorea, Peniculida, Parameciidae.
AAAUGAGUGUAGCAACAAAGGGUUUGAUUGAAUUUGUAAAUCCAUGUAAUAUAGAUUAUGAAGUUAGAUAAAUUACCAAAGUUUGUUAAAUAAGUUCAUUUAUAAAUGAGAGAAAUAGAAGGAAGACAACCUUUUGGUUAAGGGUUAUAUCAUUGCAACAAUUAUGAAAAUUUAAUAAAAAGACUGAGUGAUAGUAGAUAACAAUAUAGAUAAUAAAAAGAAAUAUAAACUAGAAAAUAAUUAGCAUCAGAAGAAUAUUUAGCUUGGACUAAUUAUAUUAAAGAACGUAGUUUAGAAUUACCUGAGUAACAUAGAGUAACUGGAAAAUAAUUAAAUGAAUUGAGAAGAUCAUUUGAAGUUUUUAUAAGUAAAGGAGAGAAUGGUCUUAGACCAUCUGAAUUACUAAAUUUUUUGAAUGUAUUAAUAAUAAUAUAAAUAAGGAUUACACAAGAGUUAAUCAAUUUACAAUAGCAUUAGAUAAUUGGUGUGUAUUGUAAAUGGUUCAUUACAGUAUGGGUUAUCCAAUGAAUAUGAAUAGAUUAUUAAGAUUUGAAGAAAUAGUUACUUUAGUAUAAACAAAAGUAUUAGCAACAUAUGAAAGAUCACUUGGAUAAGAUUUAUUAUUUAGAGAGAUUUGUUCAUAUGGUUAUUGGAAUUUGUUUGAUUAAAAUAAGGGAUAUAUGAGUAUAAAAGAAUUUAGUAAUUUUGUUAAAGUAAUAAUUAUAUAUAUGAGAGAUAUUUAAAUAUAAUGUUGAACCAACAUUGGGAGGAAUACUAAAGGAAUUUGGAUUGGCAGCAAAUUUAUUUUAGGGUGAAUUUAGUAAAGAGAUAGAUGCAAAAGAAGAGAUAGUGAGAUUCGAUUUUUUUAGAUAUUUAUUUUUAGAGAGAAAUCUGUGA